UAUUGUGAGACGGCUCUAUCCUGGCUGUAGCUGGUUCGGUCACUGGGCUAGGAAGCAGUUUCUUGUCCCGCGAUGCCUAAGGUGGUGUCGCGGUCGGUGGUUUGCUCGGACACACGUGACCGGGAGGAGUAUGACGAUGGAGAGAAACCAUUACACGUGUAUUACUGCCUGUGUGGGCAGAUGGUGCUUGUGUUGGACUGCCAGCUAGAAAAACUUCCCAUGAGACCUCGGGACCGAGCGAGAGUUAUUGAUGCAGCAAAACAUGCUCACAAGUUCUGUAACACAGAGGAGGAGGAAGCGGUCUAUCUGCGCAGACCCGAUGGCAUUGAGCGUCAGUAUCGGAAAAAAUGCAGCAAGUGCAGCCUUCCUCUGUUUUACCAGCACCAGAAAAAGAAUGCCCCUGCAACUUUCAUCUUCAAUGGUGCCCUGGUCAAGUUUGGACAAGGUUUUGGCAAAACCAACAUCUAUACCCAAAAACCUGAUCCACCUAAAAAGGUUAUGAUGACGAAACGCACCAAAGAUAUGGGCAAAUUCAGCUCUGUUACUGUAUCCACUAUUGAUGAAGAAGAGGAGGAGAUAGAGGCGAGAGAGGUGGCAGAUUCCUAUGCCCAAAAUGCAAAAGUGAUUGAGAAGCAAUUGGAGAGAAAAGGCAUGAGUAAGAGAAGACUGCAGGAGCUGGCUGAAUUAGAAGCGAAGAAGGCCAAAAUGAAGGGAACGCUGAUUGACAACCAGUUCAAAUAGGAAAGACAGACUGAAAGUGAUUUAGAAGGACCUGCCAGCCGUCACAUAUUGCUUACUUGCAGCAUGACAGGUGCAUGUGGCAGGUAUAGCCACCGUCUAGCAUGUCUCAAUGGAGUAUGCCAUCCCAGAUGACUGAGGCUGUUAUCUGUAUAAAAUGGACCAGAAAAUAUUUCUGAGACUUAGGAAUUCUCUCCAUUUUUUUGAUGGAUGAAGCAGCUAUUUAACUUUUUUUUUUUAUUACCAUGGAGUUUAAAUUCUCUAUUUUCACAGAUUUUAUGUCUCUUGUUUGCCUUCUUUUUUAGUACCUUUAGGUUCCUUGGAUUCCCUGGGCUCUGCUGAGAAAGCCAAUUUCAUCUUCAGCAUGGGUACAGGUCAUGCCAUCAAUAAACCUUGGCAGGAGUAUAAAAUUCUAGAAUGCUUUACCCCCUUACAUUUGCAGCUAUUUUGGGCCCUGAGUAUAAAGCUUUUGUAUUUUUCCUAUGAUAUAGCUGGAUGAUGGUUUGUUCUCUUUGCAGGAUGUUAUCAUUUUAAUUGCACUGUUUUGGGGUGCAUAUGCGUUUUGCUGGAUCCGUCAUUGAUCAGCAAAAACGCUUCCGUCAUGAUAAUACAACUGUCUGCAUCCGUUCUGAACUAGUUUUGUAAUUGAAUAUUCUAUUGAUUAAUCGUUGGAUACUCUAAUAACAAAAAACUAAUUAAAA
This is a messenger RNA of Bufo bufo (common toad), 1439 nucleotides long. RefSeq names its product STING1 ER exit protein 1 (gene STEEP1). The transcript is spliced from 7 exons. Lineage: Eukaryota; Metazoa; Chordata; Amphibia; Anura; Bufonidae. Bases 73 to 741 code for a protein of 222 amino acids. The record is from RefSeq and is a predicted model, not a curated record.